AUGUAUGACAUCAAGAGCAGCAUGCGCUACCACAUGAAAAUCAUCCAUCUGCAACUGCAUCUGCGCACUUCGGAGAUGCAAUGUCGCAUCUGCGGCAAACAGUUCACCUGCAUCAGCGCGGUAAACCGGCACCAGCUCAAGUGCUCGGCCAAUUCAUCCGCUUCUGCCUUCCCUAGCCCGCAUCCUGUCCACGGCCCCCUCAGUGGUCGCGAUACGAACUACCACCCACAACAUCAUCAGCACCACCAUCACCACCACCAGCAGCAGCAACAUCAGGGUAAACAGACGUCGACAACGACCGCCCUCUCGGCAGAACCGCCAUCAGCAUUUGGUAAUUUCGGAUCGGCGGCGGCGGCUGCGGCCGCCGCCGCCGCUGCUGCUGCAGUUACAUCACCCGGUAUGCGGUGGAUGUUGGGUCGUCCAUCACUGUCCUCUGGUGGUACCGCAAUGCCCUUCUCCUUCCCGCCUGCCGCCUCAGCGGAGAGUUUCCAUUUGACGUGCGGCCCGGUGGCGGUCAGUCAGUCGCCUAGUGCGGCCGACUUUGCGGGCCCCCCGUUCACACAGGCCGGUUGUGACAUCUCCCCCACCAGUGUGGACGCUCUGCCCACCUUUCGAGGCGGUGAUCAAGCCGCCUUCAGUCGAUCCCCAUUGCAGCAUUCGGUGCAGAACCUGGUCGAGAGUGGGGCCAUGCCCCCACUGUCGAUCAAUGAGGUCCUCCUGGCGGCGACACUCGGUCGGACCAAUGGGGUGGCGACGAGCGAGGGUAAAGCGGCGCUGCGCUGCGGAGCCGAUGCGCCUGUCAGCUGUCUGACCAAUCCCGUGGCAGCUGCUGCCGCAGCGGCAGCGGUGGCCCAGGACCUCUUCUCCGCGUCUCCACAGUGCAAACGAUUGCGCAAGGCAGAGCAACCAGUACCGCCGAUGUACGAUCCUGGACUGAUGAAGAUGACAGAUGUUUUCUAUGAUCGCUUCCUGUCAGCGCCCGCGGACGCCUCCGCAAUUGAUCUCUCCCUCAAUGCCUCCAUGACCUGCUGA
Molecule: messenger RNA, 1032 nt
Organism: Spirometra erinaceieuropaei
Lineage: Eukaryota; Metazoa; Platyhelminthes; Cestoda; Diphyllobothriidea; Diphyllobothriidae
Source: the annotation of a GenBank genome assembly